Messenger RNA from Brienomyrus brachyistius, 6522 nucleotides. It is a transcript of the gene kank2, whose product is annotated as KN motif and ankyrin repeat domains 2. NCBI's taxonomy places the organism in Eukaryota, Metazoa, Chordata, Actinopteri, Osteoglossiformes, Mormyridae. The transcript has 12 exons. The record is from RefSeq and is a predicted model, not a curated record. Gene Ontology annotation, biological process: negative regulation of vitamin D receptor signaling pathway; negative regulation of transcription by RNA polymerase II; negative regulation of G1/S transition of mitotic cell cycle. Gene Ontology annotation, cellular component: cytoplasm. Gene Ontology annotation, molecular function: protein binding. The coding region runs from base 164 to 3382 and encodes 1072 amino acids.
AGCGGCUAUGGGUGGGGGUGGGUGGAUUUUUGCAUUGGUCUGCUGCGGUGUUUUUGUGUCGCUGUCAGUGCGUUUAGCGGCUGGGCUUCGGUCAUUAGACGGGUCUGCGAGGGGAGAGGUGCAAUUCUACAGGUGAGGGUGUGUUGGAGGCCCCAGAUCAAACAUGACCCAGGUUCUCCAAAUGGACUCCAGCUUCCCAGGGUUUGUGUAUCUACAUGAAUCCGAGCUACAGGCUUUAACAUGGUUACUCCAUCAAACUCCUGCUUUUAACAUGAUGUACCCCUCCUUCCCCAUUCAGGGAAGGCCCCCGCCCAGCCUCCCCCCCCCCCUGCAUGGUAAGGAGCAGGAGCCUUACUCGGUGGAGACGCCCUACGGCUACCGGCUAGACCUGGAUUUCCUCAAGUACGUCAACGACAUCGAGAAGGGCAACACGCUCAAGCGGCUGCCUGUUCAGCGGCGGCCCCGUUUUGGCUCACUGCCACGGGGCUAUGGCUACACGGGCUCCUGGUGGACCUCCACCGAGUCGCUCUGCUCCAACGCAAGCGCCGACAGCCGCCACUCCUCCUUCUCCUACUGUGCCCCUGGCUACCACGCCCCCCCCAGAACGUCGGCGGCUGGCACGGCCUUCAACUUCAGCGCGGCGCGCGUGGAGAAGACCCUGCUGGAUGCUCGCCGUCGCCUGGAGGAGGAGCGGGAGGGCCAGCGGCUGGCAGGCUUGGGGAGCAUGCACGGCAGCGUGGCGGGCUCCACCACCUCCCUGGCCAGCACCCGCAGCUUCAGCCGCGGCACCGCCAGCGGAACCUACACCCCACUGGGCUCGGGGCUGUCCACGCCCAUCUCACCGAGCCCCGCCCACCUACAGCACGUGCGCGAGCAGAUGGCGGCAGCGCUGCGCAAGAUCCGCGAGCUGGAGGAGCAGGUGAAGACCAUCCCCGUGCUGCAGGUGAAGAUCUCUGUGCUGCAGGAGGAGAAGCGGCAACUCAGCGUGCAGCUCAAAAGCCACAAGUUCCUGGGUCACAGCUUGGGCUUCAGCAAGGGCCGGCCACGGGGCGAGCUCUACAUUGACAUCCCUGAGGAGGAGGCGGUGACCUCGGCGGCAUCGGGCGCCCUCUCGCCCACCACACCCGAUGGCUUGCGUCAGGACUCCGGCUGCGAGAUCGAGGACACGGUGCUAGUGGGCGGCGGGCGGCCCGGGAGCCACAGGGAGGUGCGCUCGGUGGGCGUGGGCCCCGAGGGUGAGCGGGGGGCCCGGCACGUGGGCGUGGGGGUCCGAGAGGAGGACCUGGGGCUGCCUUUGGGAGCCGAGGCCCUGAAGGGGCAGGUGGAGCAGCUGGAGGGGCAGCUGCGGCGGGCCCUGCUGGAGCUGCAGGCGGCACAGCAGCAGGCAGAAGCUCGCCGGGGGCAGCCGGAGGGCCCAGUACAGCCCCCCCGUCCAGAGCAUCCCGUCAGGGCCACCAGCCUGGGCUGGCAGGGAGGCGGGCCAGUGAUGGCCGUCGCAGGCCAGGAACUACAGACAGUGGUCAGUUUCUCCCAGCAGCCCUUGCAGCGGGAGCAGAGGACGGUGGGAAUCCAGGUGUACACCCUGGAGAAGCCCACGGUGGUGGGAGUGGGCACACUGUUGCGGGCACAGGGGUGCGACUCCCACUCUCCAGCUGGAAGAAUAGAGACCUCCUCCGCAGUGCGACCCAACCCGGCACUGGAGGGGCAGCACAGACACGGAGAGAUUGAAGAACCUUCCCCAGAGCUCCCCAUAGCCGUCAGCUCCAGGCAGGUGCGAGAGGUCCUUCAGAAGAGCGAGGUGUCUAGCUCCGUGCCCGUGCCCAGCCCUGCCGUUGCCAUGGAGACGACCUGCAACCCGCCACUAUCUCAGAGGUUGCGGGAAGGGGAGGGGACAUCACAGCACCAGCAGACGGGCGCAGAAGCUGCACAGGCGCAGGGAGACACGUUGACACCAGCCUCCCCCCAGUCCAGCCUGAGGUCCAUCAUGAAGCGUAAGGCAGAGGGGGAGCCCGGUUCUCCAUCCACCAAGAAGAACCUCCAGUUUAUCGGAGUCAAUGGAGGGUAUGAGUCUACCUCCUCAGAGGAGAGCAGCAGCGAGAGCUCAGAGGACGAGAGCGACGCCAGCGAGUAUCACGAAGCCAUCGAAAGACUCCCCGAUACGAAGGCUGAACCUUCAGAAGAAGGAGUAUCGGGGAAGGAGAACCUUCCUGACCACGUGCCUGAAACGGAGACGCCCGCUGAGGCGGACGGGACCAGCCAAUCGCCAGCCUGCGAGGCUGCUGAGGCACACAGCAGCACCCAGUCACCGGCCUUAACUCCCACUGCGGUGGACAGUACCGACCAAUCACCAGCUACAGUCUCCACUGCUUUGCACGUCACAGAGCCCUCCCCCCAGCAGAGUGCCAGCCAAACACCGCCCGUGACUUCCGACCCUCAGGAGAGCAGCAGCCAAACACCAGGCAACGCCAAUGGACCUCAGCAGGCGACAAGCCAAUCAGAAAUGCAGGUGAUACACAUCCCUCAGCAGAGCAGCCAGGCAGCGGGUGACACCAUCGCAAACCCGUCGGUCACGCAGGAAAACAGGCUGGAGUUGAGUGACAGUUUGAUGACAGCCCUCCUGUCCGUGCAGAGAGCCCUGGGCGAACCGAACGGCUUCAGCCAGCAGGAGGCGAGAGCCGCCUACACCGCGGUGCUGCAGGAGUGGCUGCGCGUCUCCUGCCAUAAGACGGCCAGUGCCGUCAUGGUCAGGGCCUACAUGGAGGCCUUCACCGCCAUCUCGCCGCAGCUGCUGGAGUUUGUCAUCAACAUGGCCGACGGCAACGGCAACACGGCCCUGCACUACACCGUGUCCCACUCCAACUUCCCUGUGGUCAAACUGCUGCUCGACACUGGUCUGUGUAAUGCCGACAAGCAGAACAAGGCUGGCUACACAGCCAUCAUGCUGACCGCCCUGGCCGCAUUCCACUCCGACAGCGACCUUCAGACCGUCCUGCAGCUGCUGCGCACUGGCGACGUCAACGCCAAGGCCAGCCAGGCGGGGCAGACGGCCCUGAUGCUCGCUGUCAGUCAUGGCCGGGGCGACAUGGUGAGGGCGCUGCUGUCCUGUGGCGCGCAGGUGAACAUCCGCGAUGAAGACGGCUCUACCGCACUCAUGUGCGCCUGCGAGCAUGGCCACGUCGACAUCGUCCGCCAGCUGCUGGCUGUGCCGGGCUGUGACGCCACAAUCGCUGACAAUGACGGCAGCACUGCCCUGUCCAUCGCCCUGGAGGCCAGUCAGAAUGACAUUGCUGUGCUGCUGUAUGCUCAUCUCAACUUUGCCAAGCCACCAUCACCUGUUUCACCGAAGGCGUCUCAUUUUGGAUCUUCUCCAGAAACAAAGUAACUGUAAUGCAGAGAGCGGCCAGCCUUCCCGCAGACCUUCAGCCAUAAACACACAACUGUAGUUUCCACCUGCGUGUGUGCGUGCGUGUGGGCUUGUGGAAGCGUGCACAUGUAAGCAUACCAUACCCAUGUAUCUCGCACAUACUGAUCCGUGCACGAGUGCAUGCACAUGGAGAUUUUUUUGCACGCGUGCUGAUGUAUGCAUGUGUCUGUGAGUGUGUACACACCUCAACACAGUGUCACAGCACGGUUAGGUGGGAUGGCGUACGCUACACGAGGAGGCAGUGCGGCCGGUGUUGACGAACCCCAAAGUUUCUUAGGUAUUAGGACGUGUUUCAUGUAGCCACCUUAGAACGCUAUCGUCUGUAAUGCAGCCUGAGUGACCACAUACCUUUAACGCAGAUUUGCAGUAUCUGUCAGUCUGUCAGCGUUCCCACACACAGUCCUCUCCAGCAGCAGCAAGCUCAGUCGCGGCCUUUGUUUUCAGAGGGCCAGGCCUCUGUGUGUCCGCAGGAAAUGAUGCGAGCGGUUUGCCAAACCGUGAGGCCCUGAUUGUUUCCAGGCCAUGCUUUGGAAGUCUUAUUCCGAUCACAUUUCCCCAGUUGAAUUAUAGUUUCAGUUUUCACAAUCGAUACAUGUCCCCUUCCUUAAAUAGUGUCUGAAAGCAGGACUGGCCAGCCAUCCAUGUGCUUCUGAGAUUCGUAAAGCAUCACACUUGCUUGAUAGGGGCUGUUGCCUGGCCAAUCACCAAAUGGAAAGGCACCUUGGUAACCCCAGGAGGUGACUCUUACGUGCGCUGCCUGCAGGACUGAUCAAGGUGCGCCAAGAACGCUUUCCUUCUCUCAACCUUUCUGAGGACCUCUGUCUCAGAGGGAGGCCCCAGGUGUCACUCUGAGACAAUGAGGACUGUUACCAACAUAAUUAGCUCUGUAAUUAACCCUGUAAGUCACCUUGUACACAGAUAGCAUCUCACUCUGACGGGGCAGUGGAGGUUAAUCUUUUCAGUUCCUGAGACAUCUUCUAAACAUAUAACACUUUUUUUUGUAUUGUAACUGUCCCAUUUUCCCAUACAAAACUACACUUACCAGAACAUGGCAUUAGGCCACAGUAUUCAGCCCAGUGCAUGCUGGGUAAUGCUCAUGGCCUCCCGCUGUUGUGUCCGACACUGCGAACACACCCAGGCACCCUCUGUGAUCUCAGGAAGCAGGCUAUCUUUGUGAUCCCGCGCAAUUGCUGAAGCCGGUGAAGGCCGCAAAGUUGCGAUUAAGCUGAAAGGCAUGACAAUAUGUGGCGUGACCUAACGCUCUUCAAAACACUGCUGUGUAAGUGUUUUGGAUAUAUAUCGUGGGAACUGUGGAGGGGAAUACUGAUGAUCCGCUUAAAUUUUGUCUGGAGCAUCUGGUGGAAAAGGAGAACUCGGAGAUGUGGGAUGAUUCAGGGGAGGGCUAUAAUUUGCGAGGCUGGGUUGGCCUGUGUUAGGUAUAACAGAAGGUUUCAGCGUGGGGCUACAGUUUGUUAGUGGAAUGUGGCAAACUGAAGUUGAUGACAGAGUAAAAUCUGGAGUGGCUUAUGAUGUGGGUAGCGGAGCUGGGGUCACGCUUGAUAUGCUGCUGUGACUUGUGUUUAUAUUGGCCUCCCACCCAUAACAUGAGAGCAUACCAGCAACCGGCAUCAUGGAAUGGCCAGUGUUCACCAGCAACCAAUAAUGUAGCAGAAUGUAGUAGCAAUGACCAAAUGAAGCUUCAUUUACCAUUUUCUGUAUUUUUGACCCCACUAGAUAGUGCUCUUGGUGCGAAUUGAGGCGCGAAUUGAUUCUUUUCUUGAAUAGAGAGCACCAUCUACUGGUGUUAGAAAAUACAGCAACUGGUUCAUGAAGCUUCGUCUGGCCCUCAAUACUAUACAGUGGCCAAAAUUAACCAGCAACCAAUAGCACAGCAGUAUAUAGUGGCCAGUGUUCGGUAGCAACCAAUAGUGCAGCAGCAAUCAUUGGUGACCAGAAUUUUACACCCCCAAAAAAAAUGUUCAAGUGACACCCAUUUAGCCGCCUUUAAAUCUACUGGUUUCCCUCCGGCACUGUAUUUCAGGGAAAAAUGCAGUGGAUGUUUCCAAGUGUCUGGACCCAUGUGCCUGCAUGGCCCUAAUAUCUAAAGCUUUUUCUGCCUUCAGCAAUGAUGGGAUCCGCUGGUUAGCCUGUGUUCUUAAACGGACGCAAGAAACAUAACAAACCAUUCACUUUUUAUAACACUCUGCAUUUGUUCAUAUAGCAUACAUGAUAUUCAGGUAGAUUUUUUUAAAUGAAAUUAUAGUUAAUGUUGUGGCUUUUCUACAUAAUAUAACUUUCUUACAAAAAAAUCAGUUCUCAUGGGGAGGAAGGGGGGCACUUUAAAUGUAGUUGUGAGAACUUGUAUUCACUUGUUCACCGUAAACUGCUGCCACACAGCAUUAAGUACAAAUUUAGAGUCAAUCCCAGUACGUCAGCAACAGCACAGAGUCUUUGCGAUUGAUCGCAACAUUUACAUUUCAUGAAACACGGUGCUUAUGUGAUGUAUCACACUCGUUUCCAAAACAAGAAUUAUGGCGCACACGCCGUGUGCUUGUGAUUACUUACGAACUCCUGCUAAUUAAUGCGAAGCUGUCGACAUUCCCCCUGUAUGAUCUACGUUAUUCUCUACCUGAAUGAAUCAAAGUCGUACGCCGUCCCGUACAACUACCAGCAAGACUAAAGCAAAAAUCGGGCCAUUGACCCAGAAGAAGCGUAUUAUAUUAGCUUAUUACCGAAGUAUAUUAAGCAUAAUUUUCCUGAAGUUACAAGUUAAUGAUUUUUUAAAUGAACAAUAUUAAAUGUUCAUGCGAAGCGUACAAAGCAAUACGGAGUAUUACCUGUUUUGAAAAACAAAUUGAUAAUGAAUGGGAAAAAAUCCCGCCUUGUACGUUUCCCACGCGCCUUUCCUAUCACUGAAUUUAAGAGAUUAAUUGCGUUUUAUAAUCUUUUGUAUUUGUUUUAUUUAACUUUAUAUAUCUAUAUUUGUAACAUGUGUACACAACCACAUAUAUCAAGCAUUCUGUAAAGAUGCUCAUUUUAUAAAUUGUAUGUGUUUACUGGUGUCUUUUAAAAAGAAAUAAACUUUGCCCUUAAUUUCA